Molecule: messenger RNA, 351 nt
Organism: Bipolaris victoriae FI3
Lineage: Eukaryota; Fungi; Ascomycota; Dothideomycetes; Pleosporales; Pleosporaceae
Exons: 3
Coding region: 1-351 (116 amino acids)
Source: RefSeq, a predicted model, not a curated record
AUGGCAGCUUCCUCAAGAGGCUUGCCUUCUUUUGACAAUGAGGUCUUGUGGGGCCUGUUGGCCCUAAUGCAUCCUCUCAGCGCGUUCGGGUGUCUGCAUCGCUGGUCCUCGCUACCAGCAUUAAGCACUCUGGAGCUUGUGUCGUACUCUCGUGUCACCUCCCGCAUGCAGACGUUGCGCGGAGUUUGCACGACCUCGAGACGCCCAAAGAGCUACCAUGACCUCAGGCAAUGUCACACCCUCGACUCCUCAGUCCAGGCGGCCGCGAUAAUCUCUAAGAUUCAUGGGCCUGGAAUACAGGCUUCUUACCCAGCCGCUGAGGAGGCGCGAACGCCUCUCAAUGACAGAUGA